UCCCCUCUCCAUCUGUGGCACUCUCCUCCUCAGACCGCUAACAAUUGUUUUCUCCUUUAACGGACUCGCUUAUGGACGGAGUCAUUUCGCUCAACAUUGACGGAGAUGGUUGGGAAAUUAAAAAAAGUCUCUCCCGCCUUUGUUCGGAUCUGCUUUUAAAUAUUAACUAGUUGUCAUGUCAUCUCUGACGCGCAGAGGGGAGAGACUGACCGGCUCGACGAGAAACUGGAGAACACAAGUGCAGCAUCACGGCGAGUUUUCCCUCGGAAAUCAAGAAAGCUGCAGGGAGCGUCCCGCUCCUGAAGGGUCCAGGGACGAGCCGCUCCGGAAUAUGUGCCACAGAGCUGACGCCGUCCCGUCCUACAAGUCCCUGCCUGGAUCUAUUGGAGACCGUAUCAUGUCUUUCGGGACUCUAUGCCGGGGGAGCGUCAACCCGAGCAGGUCCGACAGGAAAGUUACUUGCUGUGAAAACUGCUCGGCGACCCUCGUUGCUCUGAAGAAACAAGCCCUGAGUCUGGCGGUCCACCAUCACUUCUCCUGCAAGGAUUCCAGUGACCUGUCAGUCUUCCUCUAUGACAACCUCCGAGUCCACACCAGAUUCAACACAGAGUCCUGGGAACAAGGCGACUGUGGAGCCUGCGGAACCAACUUGAACAAGCUCAAACAGGAAGCCGUGCACCUGGCUCUGAGCAGGGGACAGUCGUCCAGUCCUUUCGAUUCGAACCACAUCCCAUCGAGACACGCGGACCGAGCUCCCCGGGACGCAGCACACCCGUCCCACAGUCGGACUCAGAGCCCUUACAGUUCCAAAAGUGCCCCUCAGAGCCCGAAGACACCCCAGAGAACCCCUCAGACACUCAGACGAAGGGUAACCAAGCCUGAAAUGGACCGAUGGGUGGAGGAGCAGCUGCAGUUGGUGUCUUCAAAUCCCGGUCGCCACCAGGCUGCAGCAGACGCUACGAUUGGCGGCGUUGGUGCUGGGGUGGUGCAAACCAACUCCAAGAUUCCUCACAUCUCCAGAGUUGUGAACAUCGCCAACACUGCCGCCAUGUCUUUCUUAGCCAGGGCAGCGGAGAAGCUCAAUCUGACAUCGAGGAAAAAGGGCCAGGCCUCUGAAGCGGCUCCAGCUCAUUUUCCGACUUGUUUCAGGGAGAUCAUCCAGAAAAACCCUCCACCGGUUCCCCCCUGCCUGCUCCAAGCUGCUACCAGAACCAGGGACACGCCGGAUAUUAGCAAGGUGAGAGUGGUGCUGAGGGUGAAUCCGACACUCCUCGAAGCUCCAGGGCAACCACCGGUUCUCAGAAUUGACUCUUCCAAGAAAAGAGUCAUCGUGAUGGAACCUGGAAGUCAGAGCCUUCACCUGAGUACGAUGACACUUGGCCGGGACUCCAGGAGUCUGCUCAAGAGUUUCAGCUUUGAUGCUGCUUACCCUCAGGAGUCAAGCCAGGCUGAGGUGUGCGCGGGAGUCUUGGCUGACGUCAUCCGCUGUGUGCUGAGCGGCAGUGACGGUUGUGUUCUGGGUCUGGGCUGUGCUGAUGUGGGCUCCUGGACCAGCAUGGUGGGCAGCGAUGAGAGCGCCCAGAAGCUUGGUUUAAUUCCAACCGCCAUUUCUUGGCUGUACGCGGCGGUUGAGCGGCGGCGAGAGAAGACCUGGACCGACCUGAGUGUGUCCAUAUCAGCUAUCGAGCUGUGCUGUGGAGAGGAGGACACUCUGAGGGACCUCCUCGGGGAAAUAGUCCCAUCUUCAAGCAGCUUUCAAGGAAGCCCCAUUCACGUAAAACUCCAAGAGGACUCGGCCUCUGGGAUACAGAUACGCAAUCACAACCGGGUUAAGGCGCCCACUGCUGAGAGAGCUGCCUCCCUACUGGACGCAGCGAUUGCAGCACGGCGGCACAGCGACUUCACCACGUUCCUGUCCCACACCUCCAUAAUGUUCUUCACUCUCCACGUCCAGCCUCCGCGGACUGAGAGCAGCACGAUAGGCAAAGGUUCACGAGGACCCACGAAGCUAACCAUGAUUGACGUUUGCACCGGCAUGGGUGGUUUGACUGGAUAUUAUAAAAACAAAACCCCUCAUUCCGAGCUGGGACCAAUCGUGUUGUCGCUUCUCAGUGGACAUCGGACCAUUCCCAAAAAGUCUAGUAAGCUAACCAUGCUGCUCCGUGAGUCCAUGGCCAGUGCUAGUUGCUACACAACAGUGGUUGCACAGGUCACUAACUCUCUCGAGCACCUGCAAGACACCUUCUCCACCAUUCAUCUGGCCUCUCGCAUCCGCAGGCUGCAGAAGAGAACUAAGCAGUCCACCUCAUGCUCCCCUCGUGGCCGAAGCCUGACUCGAGAAAAGCGAGGCCCCCAGCCCUUCUCCCUGAGAGCGUUUCACUCCACAGAUGAGGUCGAUGUUGACGUCUGUAAAUUCCGUCUGCGUGGAGAACUGGAUGAACACUCCAGCAGCGACCAGUCCUGUGACACAGUCAUCCAAAUGGACUCUGAAGGACUAAUCCGCAAUAAGGAAGCCCAAAGAACCACACAACCAAAGUUUGUACCCAUCAUCCCAUCGCUACACCCCAGCAAAGCUGACAUGGAUGAUCCAGAGUUCACAGCAUUGCUCCAAGAGCUUCUACGAAUCCCCAAGCUACAGGUUGACAGGAAAAAAGAGGAGGUUCUUCUAACACACAGUGACCCAUCGAAAGUAGAGCCCAAGGCACCGGAGAGGGACUGUCUGAAAUGUGACACGUUUGCUGAGCUACAAGAGCGUCUCGGUUGUAUUGACGGGAAGGAAGCAACGACGGAAUUGACAAAGACUUCAUCCAAAUCACCUCCCUGUGCCAACCAUGCGACCAAACCACAACCCCUGACGGAGUCUUUGAAACAGAAAGCUAGCGACUCUUCGGAAGCACCCCAGAGGUUGGUAAAUCAAAGGUCUGGCUGCAGUCAGCCCUGUGCUGGCGAGACGCAAACAGAUGGUGCCAACCCCGGGGACAGUUUCCAGAGAGAGGAUUCGGGUCUGUAUGACUGCGAGGAGUGCAGUGCAACCAGUUCCAGUGAGGAGGUGAUGAAUCAAACUCCCAAUGUGUCUUGUCAUGGCGAGCCUCCCAAAACUAUGAAGGGCAGCGAUAAUGCUCUCUCCCAUAGUUUCAUUGUAGAUGCGACAGGUGAUCUGCCGAAUCGGAAACAAAAAUAUCAAGAGUUAAAUGACUGGUUCAGAUCAGACGAGAGAGCCUCGCCAGUUGGUAAAAGCUCACCAGUUUCUCCACCGUCUUCGUCCUCUGCUUCUCAGCCUUUGGCAACCAGCAUUAUUAUUGGGGAUGAGUUGCCGAAGAGACCCAAAGAGAAUGUGAAGGAAGUGAAGGCAACCAUCACUGUCACAGUUCAGCAGCCGCUGGAUCUCAAAGGCCAAGAUGAACUGGUCUUCUCUAUGGUGGAGGAGGUGACCAUAAGUGGAGCUGUACACGGCAGCCGGGCAGGAGGAAACAUCAUCUGCAUCAGAGAUAACGCUCCGUCGCCCGUCCAGCUUGAGGGCCAGAGCAGCGCUCAGCCAAUCAGAAUUAUCAGUAAUAUUAGCGACGAAUCUUCAGUUACAGAAACGUCUGACACCACCAAAGACUUUGUUGACGCCACUGUAUCAGCCACUGAAAAUUCCCAUCAGGGUAAAAGGAGCAAAAACCUCUUACCAUCGUUCAUAAAUCCAAUGCUUAUACAUUCUGAUAUGCCUUGUGAUUUGGAAGAAAACGAAAACCCCUCCGCCCCUUCGACCAGAGUCACAAGGUCUGAGCUCAGGGGGAGUGGUGUCAAAAGUCCAGACGUUACCACAGGAAUAGACCACAGCGAGGCUUCGACAUCACAAAUGUAUAAGAGAAAAUCCUGUAAAAAGACGACUAACUCAGCGUUUGGCCAAAACCCCUGUGGCACAAUCAUUUUAGAAGACUCAGCAGAAAACCAAGUCUUUGAGAAGAACCCCCGAAAUACAACGGACAGAAGCCACCCGGGAGACAGUGAUCAUGUUUAUUCCAGCAACACUCAGAGGGGCACGUUGGGGGAGGACAUGGCUUGCAGACGUGUUGGGAAUAACGUGUUAAUUGGUGUGUCACAUGGUUGCCUAGAUACCAGCUAUCCUUACUUGACGACAGGUAGUUUGCCAAGAGGCUGGCAAAACGCCAACCACCAGGAACACUUGGGUCACAUGGCGGAAGACCAGAGGGACCCAGUAGGCGUGGCGUCUUCCAGCCAGUGUAGCUCAGGUGCACCCUUUGAAAGCAGACACAGCAGACCACGCUCCCCAAUGACCCACAAUCUCCACAGCUCCUCAGCUGUCAAAUAUGAAAGAGAAUACAGGCAAGAAACAAGCAGCCUGUCCAGGAAGGGCGUCGGCUCACUGUGCGAUAUCUCUGGGAUAAGCAUGAAACGUGAUCUGAUGCCUGGGAGGCCUAUGUCCCCCAAUGAGGACUGCAGCAGGCUUUUUAAUACGAAACUAGCGCAGCUGGUUAGCAAGACUAAUUCGCUCGGGAGAAUCCCACAAGACUUCCCGUCACUGGAGAGGGGAAGGUCUAAGGGAAGCUUGGACUGGGUUUGUGAGGGGGGUCAUAAAGGUUGCAAAGAGGGAGACUGUACUUUACCCAGGACAAGCAGGAGUCCCAAGAAGGACAGUCGGAACAGCCAUAAACACUCCAACUCUGAAAGUCAACCCUCCAAACAUGGCCAUUCCAAACUUUCUGCAGUGGGUAAACUGAAGAUGGUGGGGCCCAAAGUCCGCCGUCUGUCGGCCCCCAGCAUCAAAAACCUCAGCCUUCCUCACAAGCGAAUGCAGCAGUCCAUCAAUAGAAGCGCAAGUCUUUCGCCGGACAGCAGGACAACAGAGCGAACGUCCACGUUUCUGUCUUCGUCUCCGCCUCGCUCCCAUCGUUCCCUCAGUCGAACGCCAAGCCAGAGUUCCACAUGCUCAUCCACCAAAUCUGCCAUCCAAGGAUUUGCCAAUGGCCUCAUCUCUGAUUUUUUUAAAGACAAAACUGCCAGUCCAACAGUGGGGGGAUCUGAACAGGCGUUCGCAGUUCCCUCGCCGUACAGCCAGCUCACGUCUCCCCGCACUCCCACACACAUGAGUGGACACGCCAGCGACACCACCAGUGUGUUGAGUGGUGACCUGCCCCCGGCGAUGGGCAAGACCUCCCUGCAUUUCUCUCACAGAAACAGCACCAUGAGCGGCGGUUACAGCAGCUUGUUCCGGGACAGCGAGGCCACUGCUGGCGGCACUUCGAUGAGAGACUCGGUCAGCGACAGAAGCGGCUCGCCAGGGAGCUCUCACAGCCGAUCCUCUCGAAGGAGAGGCAGCACAGGUACUCACCAGCGCCGCCUGUCCAAUGACACCCCCCCCUCCUUACGGCGUUCAGGAAGCGGUGUGCGAUCUUACAGCGUGGACCCCGACAUCCCAGAAGCCUACGAGAUAACGCUGUAUGAGAUAGACGACGUGCAGCGGGCGCAGAAGAAAGCAGGGCGAACACUUCAACGCCAAGCCGAUGUGUUUGGGGGGUCAUCGGCAGAGGACAUACGAAUACUACAACCUGACGAGAGACGUGGAGCGUUCCAUGUCAACCCCAGAGUUCGGAAGGAUUUCCACAGCGGACACAGAGGUGCGUCUGGAAGCCACUGAUGUCACAGCAGUUUGUUUGGCAUCAUCCUGACUUCAGCUUUGAGAAGAGAAGACAAAACAAACGUCAAGAUUCGAGACUCAGUGAAUCUGUCAAGAAUCACAGCCGUAUGUGUGUAACAGUAAAUUUGGAUUGUUGUUGACUCCAUCUUUAUUUUAUUAUUUAUUUACCUGCCACAGCUGCCGAGGAAACCCAACAGAUGUACUGUAACAACAAGCCAGGGAGGUACAGCGUCGUACUUUCAAAGGGCUUGUGUGCGUAUAACAGCGAUGCAAAACAUCCCUUCUGACUUGUUUCAACCAAAACUGCGAUUUUCUUUUUCAGAUCUACGUUUUAGUUACAGUGAUUUGAAAGUAGAAAUAGCCUAUUAGAUGCACCGGGGAUUUAAAGGGCUUCUUGAAGGUGUAGUGCUGCGCAUAUGUGAAGGCAGUUUCAAUUCAUCUGAUGCUUCUUGUUAUAGUGUGUUGCUUCUGAACAACAAAUCACUCCUGAUGCACGAGCAGCUCAGACUCAAUUAUCCAUUUACAGCCUCACCAAUUUCUUUUUCAUUGCCAUGGUGAUAACAUGUUGUUUUGCUUCACUGCGGGUUUUCAUUUUGGCAAGCAAAUAUACUCCGGAUGAGUCGUGUAGUUAGUUUCUGCACUGAUCCUGUGAUACCUCAAAGCCAUUUCUAAGAGAAGCCUUUGAGUAGUUGCCAUGCUAAAAUGAUGUGUGCGGAAAUCAGUGUAUUUUGAAUGUUGUGUUUAAAACGCGCAACAUGUGACUGUGACGACGAUGAAGUUUUCUGUGCUCAGCUGCGAAUGUACAUAAUAUUUUUUUUGUUUUUUUAAUCUUGAGACAAUCCACCGUGGUGUUAUGAAAUAACCACUGAAGACAAACAGACAAAAAAAAAGGCUGUACUUACUUUGGAGAUUGUCUGACUGGCCAUCAAUAAACAGGCUUCGCCAACACAUUAGUAAAUGAUUGGGGAGAAAUGAAAACGGUGUGGCGUCUGCUUUCACUGUAAUGGGGCACUAAUUACUCUGAAAGGGGUCGUCAGGUCUUAA
Synchiropus splendidus (mandarinfish) is the source of this 6688-nucleotide messenger RNA. RefSeq names its product kinesin family member 26Bb (gene kif26bb). Gene Ontology annotation, biological process: microtubule-based movement. Gene Ontology annotation, molecular function: microtubule motor activity; ATP binding; microtubule binding. Bases 176 to 5644 code for a protein of 1822 amino acids. The transcript is spliced from 15 exons. The record is from RefSeq and is a predicted model, not a curated record. NCBI's taxonomy places the organism in Eukaryota, Metazoa, Chordata, Actinopteri, Syngnathiformes, Callionymidae.